AUGGCAAAACCACACCCAAAGUUUUCAGACCUUCCUCUCGACUCCACACACCCUCCACACUCAGCUUGGGGUGUAUGGGGAGACGAUGACGAACUUGGUACGCUGAAUCAUUUGACUCACGAGCGGACCAUUGCUGCUGCGAGAGAGAUACGUACUGGCAAGCGCUUUGGGCUCAAUUGGGCUCUAGAGCAGAUGGACUAUACAGGCGGUUUUCGUGAAGUGAUCAAGCACGAAAUAUUUGAGAUUGGUCCAAACAUGAACGAUGAUCGCAUCACCUUCAAUACCCAGACUAGCACACAGUGGGAUGGUCUGAGGCACUGGGGCUUCGAUAAUGGCACUUUCUACAACGGCCUGACUCAGCAGGAGAUCUUGGAAAACAAGACUUCGAGGUUAGGAAUACAAGCAUGGGCUAAACAAGGAAUUGUCGGUCGCGGGGUCCUCAUUGACUUCGUGUCGUUCGCCCAACGCAAUGGUGUUAAAUACGAUCCGCUAGAAUACUACGCCGUAAGCCUUGAGGUAUCAAAGCAGAUCGCUGCUCAAUGUAAGUUCGAAUUUUUAGCCGGAGAUAUCAUCUUCUUGCGUACAGGGUUCACUACUGCAUUCGAACUUGCUACCCUCGAGCGGAAGAAGGAGGUUAUGUCCAAAUCGCCCUUUAGUUACCCAGGGUUCGAGAGUACCCUAGAGGUUCUUGGCUGGCUGUGGGACACAAAGAUUGCAGCUGUCGCAGGUGACUGUCCCGGCUUCGAAGCAUGGCCGCCAUCCGAACAGGCAAUGCAUCAGAUACUGCUCGCUGGAUUUGGCAUGCCAAUAGGUGAAAUGUUUGCGCUUGACGAUUUGGCCGAGGAGUGUGAUAAACAGCGAAGGUGGACUUUCUUUGUCACUAGUGAACCACUGAACGUAAAGGGUGGUGUAGCAAGCCCACCAAAUGCGCUUGCGAUCAUGUAG
Aaosphaeria arxii CBS 175.79 is the source of this 945-nucleotide messenger RNA. Its product is annotated as putative cyclase. The coding region runs from base 1 to 945 and encodes 314 amino acids. Gene Ontology annotation, molecular function: arylformamidase activity. The record is from RefSeq and is a predicted model, not a curated record. The transcript is spliced from 4 exons. NCBI's taxonomy places the organism in Eukaryota, Fungi, Ascomycota, Dothideomycetes, Pleosporales.